GACCCGGUCUUUUUCCUUGUCCUCCGCCUCCGUUUCACAUCCUCAUCCUCUACCCCGAUCCGACGUCUCAUCAACCUCAAACCCCUUUCCGUCGCUGCAUCUCCACGUUCACCAUCCUUGAACAGAUCACCCCGGAUAGCCAGCGUGGUCUUGCAUGGCUGCCACUACCACUCAUCAUCAACGCAACGGCGGCUGGGCGGGCGUUGUGCACCAGCAGCCGUCGUCAUCAUCAUCGACUAGCGGCAACACCUCCAAGACAUCCGCUUCUGUGCAGCAGCAACAUCAACAGCAGGUCUUGACCUCCGUUCAUCUGCACGACAUCACCAUGGCUGUUGCGACGAAUCAGCGCAAACGUCAACAUCCUACCAGUAGCAGCAGCGACGACGAUGAGCGUGCAACUCCCUCGUCAUCAUCAUCAACGACGGCGGCGCAUUCAUCUCGCCAAGUCAUGGCUGCCGUUCAACGACUGCGCCAACGUAUCGUGUCCGCCGGAUCAUCACCUGAUCAUGACGAUCAUGAUGUUGAUGGGGUGUCCACACGAGCAUACAUUCAUACGGAUGCGGCCAACUUCACUACAAGGCGACCAUCCCAUGAUAGCAUCGUGAGCGAGGAAAUGGCGUCCUACCCUGGGUCACCACCCAUGCAACGUCUCACAGCUUCCUCGCCACCACCUCCUCGAGCACCUCCCGCCACUACCACGACGCACCGCGGGAGCGAGCCUUCGCUCUACGAAGCCAUCUUCGGCAGCAACGUGGCACGGCGCUUGCACUCUCGCGACCCUGCGAGGGCAACUACUCCACCACCUUCAACUGCUCCCACUCUUCCUCAGACACCCAAGCGUCAGGACGCACGUGGCUCGCCCUUCACCUCCCCUGCUCACCACCGACCGGGCAUCUCCGCCAAACUUCAUCACCUCUCCUCCCUCCCGCAGCUCGGCUCACCAGAGCGAGCGAGGCGUGGCGGACCACCAGCUGGGAUCGACCCGCACAACAGCCCGAGUCGCGAGGCAAUGGAGAGGGAGGAGGAGAUGGCUUUCAGUCAUCCGAGGCAGGCCUUUGUUGUCUACUCACCAGGAGGCAGAGGGCCCAGGACCCCGUCCACGCCAAAGAAGAGGAGGAGAAUCGACGUCGAUUCACUGCCGCCUCCCCCGAGGCUGGCGCAGGGGCAAGAAUCGCGCUACCACGAAGGGCGUGAGGAGACGGACCGAGUUGCAGGCGUGUUGGCCGCACUGGCGGACGAACGCAAUCGUCUGACGCCCAGUAGCGCUCGGGGUAGCCGCCCGCCCACCACACCUACCCAGCCGCAGCGUUUACCCAUCACUCCUACUCGCCACCAAGACUCGCCAGGUGGAACCUUUGCCGACCCAAGCAGCAUCACACCACGCCGAGCACGGGUCAAUACCAACAACGCCAACUCUUCGACGUCAGGGCCAGGGGCACCUCCGGUCACGCCCCACACCGAGGGGGAUGCAUUGGCUGCAAACGUUCUCUUGGGAUUUGCGAGCAGCCCACAGCCACAGCAAGGACAUCAAAGCCAGGCGACAGGACAUGGCCACCCUGGUACGCCGAGCCUGUUGGACUCGCUCGAACGCCGCAAGUCUACCGCGCCAACGUGGGGCCGUAACGUCGGUGGAGGCGGAGGCGGCGGCGGCGGUGGCACACUCUUCGAAGCCUGCCACUCGGGCGUGCUUCAGCCGGCAGCAAAGAUUUCCCCUCCCACGUACAGCUACGGCGGGCACUCUCGCUCCCACACUGGCCCUUCUGCCUCGUCUUCGCGCCCACGCCUGCCCACGGUCGAUGAGAGCAGCACCUCUCCAGCGCAGCAGGAGCAGCCACGCACCCCAUCCCCUACUCCCUCAUCCCAUUCCGUCCUCUCCACCCCACGUACUCCGCACACGACAAGCAAUUGCUUCGCCUACUCCGAAUUCGUGAACGUCUCGCCUUCGCCUCAGCCGCGAAGUCGGGGUCCUUCGGCGUCUGGUGCACGUUUUGUCAGCUUUGCUGAUGGGGACGGGUGGGACGAUGGAGCAGGGCAGGAAGUGGUGCUCACCCCAGGCGCAUUUGAGCAGGCAGGCUCGCCCGUCAUCAGACGAUACAGGGGUCUCAGCUUUGAUCCGGCCACGGCGAGCCCUACGCUCAGUUCUGGGCAGAGGCAGAGGAAGCGCUCUAAUGUGAAUGGGGGCCGGGGACUUGGAUUCGAUUUCGCUCCGUGAAGAGGGGAGAGGUGAGGAGGAGGAGGAGCAAGAUUGAUUUGAGCGCGGAAGGAUGGUCGAUCUCAGAGAGGGAAAGGAUCGACCUCCCGUGCCGCUGCGUUCCGUUUUUGUAUGUACUGCUGCUACGCUGUGCGUUUGCUUUGCUUGACUUCCUGCUUUCGCUUUCUCCCUUCCCUCUAUUCGCCCCUUUCUGUCUUGUGCGUCUCUCUGUACCAUCUCUCCCACUCUCGACGUGCUGCUAUACCUCUCUCUUUAACGAUCGCCCUCGAUACCUCUCUACUGCGCGUGAUCACGACUCGCGAAUACGUAUCACUCGCCUCCGGGCAAU
Messenger RNA from Jaminaea rosea, 2540 nucleotides. RefSeq lists its product as hypothetical. Bases 155 to 2212 code for a protein of 685 amino acids. NCBI's taxonomy places the organism in Eukaryota, Fungi, Basidiomycota, Exobasidiomycetes, Microstromatales. The record is from RefSeq and is a predicted model, not a curated record. The transcript has 2 exons.